AGGGCCCGGCCGCUUUCGGCCUGGGAAAGAGGAGCCACGGCCCGGAGAGGCGUCAGUGCCGGGCUGCGGCUGUGGAGGUCCUCGCAAUUGCUGGACUCAACCGCGCGCGCCCCCUACCGGUCCUGCAAAGGAGCCGCAGCCGCCGCGGGAGGCCACAGAUUCAAAGGAAAAAACAUGAAAAUUAAAAUCAAGUUACAAUUUUGUAUUGGCAUAAAACAUAUCAGCAAAUAAGAUGUCUGAAAAGGAGGGUAUGUCGGAAGAGCUAGAGGAUACUAUUAGUCAAUUUAGGAAAGAAUCUAGAUCACAGUCAAUGAAGGAGCCUGGCUUUAUUAAAGAAACAUCAAAUUUGAUAAACGAAGCUUCUGAUUACCUGGAAGGGAAAUCUUCUAACCAGAUUUAUGAAACACAUCCUAGACAGAAUACAUUAGAGCCAACAUCUUCCUCUGGAAGGAAGUCUAAGAGAAAUGAAGAACAAAAGAAAAAUCUUCAAUUUUCUGAAACAAGCACUAGAACAGAAACUUCACAGAGUUUAUCAUCACUAACUGGGAGGACUGCAGAAUAUCAGGCUUUGGUUAACUUCCUAUCUCAUGAAACAGUAGGAGAAGUUAGUCCACAAGUCUCUGAAGAAAAUCAGAAACAACUUGGCUUAGGGGCAGAUAACUUUACAGUUAACCUUGAGGCCAAGGGUUUACAGGAAUUUCCUAGGGACAUUUUAAAAAUCAAAUAUGUAAAAUAUCUAUAUUUAGACAAGAAUCAAAUCAAAACUUUUCAAGGGGCAGACUCAGGUGAUCUGUUAGGACUUGAAAUUCUAUCCCUGCAAGAAAAUGGAUUAUCAUCACUUCCAUCUGAAAUUCAGUUACUUCAUAAUUUAAGGAUAUUAAACGUCAGUCACAACCACAUAUCACAUAUACCUAAAGAAAUAUCUCAGCUUGGGAAUAUCAGACAACUCUUUUUUUAUAACAAUUACAUUGACAAUUUUCCUUCUGACUUAGAAUGUCUUGGAAACUUGGAAAUUUUAAGUUUGGGUAAAAAUAAGUUAAGACAUAUACCAGAUACUCUUCCUAGUUUAAAAAACUUGAGGGUUCUCAAUUUGGAAUAUAAUCAGUUAACAAUAUUUCCUAAAGCUCUCUGCUUCCUUCCAAAGUUAAUUUCACUAGACCUUACUGGAAACCUAAUAAGCAGUUUGCCAAAAGAAAUUAAGGAGCUUAAAAAUUUAGAAACACUUUUACUGGAUCACAAUAAGCUUACCUUUCUGGCUGUAGAAAUUUUUCAGUUACUCAAAAUAAAAGAACUCCAACUGGCCGACAAUAAAUUGGAAGUUAUUUCACACAAAAUUGAGAAUUUCAGGGAACUUAGGAUUCUUAUACUUGAUAAAAAUUUAUUGAAAAGUAUACCAGAGAAAAUAUCUUGCUGUGCAAUGUUGGAAUGCCUUAGUCUUAGUGAUAAUAAAUUAACAGAACUUCCUAAGAACAUCCAUAAGCUUAAAAAUUUAAGAAAACUCCAUGUAAACAGAAAUAAUAUGGUAAAAAUAACUGACAGUAUCUCACAUCUUAAUAACAUAUGCAGUCUAGAAUUUUCAGGAAACAUAAUCACAGGUGUUCCCAUUGAAAUAAAAAACUGCCAAAAAAUAAUUAAAAUUGAAUUGAGUUAUAACAAAAUAAUGUAUUUUCCAUUGGGACUGUGUGCUUUAGAUUCUCUUUAUUAUUUGAGUGUUAGUGGAAAUUGUAUUUCAGAAAUACCUGUGGAUGUAUCUUUCAGUAAACAACUGCUUCAUUUAGAACUGAGUGAAAACAAACUCCUCAUAUUUUCUGAGCACUUUUGUUCUCUUAUUAAUCUUCAAUACCUGGAUCUUGGUAAAAACCAAAUAAAGAAAAUUCCAGCAUCAAUUUCUAAUAUGAUAUCACUCCAUGUACUUAUUUUAUGCUGUAAUAAAUUUGAAACUUUCCCUAGAGAAUUGUGUACUUUAGAAAAUUUGCAAGUACUUGAUCUUUCUGAAAACCAAUUACAGAAAAUCUCUUCAGACAUCUGUAAUUUAAAAGGAAUCCAGAAAUUAAACUUCUCAAGCAAUCAAUUUAUACAUUUUCCUAUUGAACUGUGCCAACUUCAAUCACUGGAACAGCUGAAUAUAAGUCAGAUAAAAGGGAGAAAGCUAACAAGACUUCCAGGAGAGCUAUCUAAUAUGACUCAACUUAAAGAACUUGAUAUCUCAAAUAAUGCAAUCAGAGAGAUUCCAAGAAAUAUAGGAGAAUUGAGAAAUUUGGUUAGUUUACAUGCAUACAAUAAUCAAAUAAGUUAUCUUCCACCAUCUUUGCUAUCUUUAAAUGAUCUGCAGCAACUAAACCUGAGUGGAAAUAAUCUGACAGCUCUACCUAGUGCUAUCUACAAUCUUUUUUCACUGAAGGAGAUAAAUUUUGAUGACAACCCUUUGCUGAGACCUCCAAUGGAAAUCUGUAAAGGAAAACAGUUGUAUACUAUUGCAUGCUAUCUACAGAGGGCAGAUGAAAGAGAUGAGAAAAUCUUAGAGAAGAUAUUCAAGAUAGUUGCCAACAACAUCACUGAAACCAAUUUUGAAUUUUUAUGUCAAAAACUAAACCUGGCAAACUCAGAAACUGAUAUGCCUACAAAGAGAAAGCUGAUUUUAGUUUAUUACAUGUUUGUGAUCCACAUUGGAAGGCCAUAUAACGUAAUAAAGAACAAAGGCUAUGAGGACAGACUGACUUUUACUCACAACUGGCUUUGUGACCUUGGCACUGUUUCAUUAAGUGAGAGAGCCCACCAAGCACUUGUUAUAUGGAAAACACAAAGUAACAAGUUAUCACUAACUGCUGCUGAUUUAAGAGAUCAACUAAUUCGAGCACUAACUAUGAUAGGAGCAUAUGAAAUUAUGGACAAAAUAACAGCUUUAAAUCUUUUUACGCGUGCAAUUAAAUUCUAACCAGUGGAUCAAUAAUAAAAACUGAAAACUUUUGAUGCACUUAUGAUUGAAACUGUGUUUGUGAACCAUUUCACUUCACUUUAUCAUACAAGAGAAUUGCAUCUUUUUUCUUGCAUUCUUGAGAGAUGAUGACAACUUAUAACUACCACUCUAACGUUAUAAUAAAACAUUACAG
Molecule: messenger RNA, 3110 nt
Organism: Pongo pygmaeus (Bornean orangutan)
Lineage: Eukaryota; Metazoa; Chordata; Mammalia; Primates; Hominidae
Gene: LRRD1
Product: leucine rich repeats and death domain containing 1
Exons: 7
Coding region: 233-2935 (900 amino acids)
Biological process (GO): signal transduction
Cellular component (GO): cytoplasm
Molecular function (GO): protein binding
Source: RefSeq, a predicted model, not a curated record